Molecule: messenger RNA, 1475 nt
Organism: Cannabis sativa
Lineage: Eukaryota; Viridiplantae; Streptophyta; Magnoliopsida; Rosales; Cannabaceae
Product: GDSL esterase/lipase At1g71250
Exons: 4
Coding region: 35-1228 (397 amino acids)
Molecular function (GO): hydrolase activity, acting on ester bonds
Source: RefSeq, a predicted model, not a curated record
GAUCAUCAUCAUCAUAUUAUUCCACUAAAAAAUAAUGGCUCUUUCAUUAUCAUCAUCAUCAAUACUAAUAUUAUUCCUCAUCACAAUCUCCUUAUUCCCUUAUUCUUCCAAAUGUAACAAUAAUAAUAAUUUUGAUGAUAAAAAUAAAAAUAAAAUGUUGAUUAUGAAAGGCAUGUUUGUGUUUGGAAGUUCUUUAGUGGAUAAUGGCAACAAUAACUUCAUAAACAACUCUUUGGCCAAAGCAAAUUACUUGCCUUAUGGCUUAGAUUUUCCUCUUGGGCCUUCCGGAAGAUUCACCAACGGCAAAAAUGUCAUCGAUCUCAUCGGAGAAAAGCUUCGCCUUCCUUUCAUCCCGGCUUUCGCCGAUCCCUCCACUAAAGGAAGGAGAAUUGUUCAUGGUGUUAGUUUUGCUUCUGGUGGUUCUGGCAUUCUUGAUGACACUGGCUCUAUCGCGGGCAACGUAAUAAGCCUAAGGAAACAAAUCCGAAACUUCGAGAAAGUAACUUUGCCCGAUCUCGAGGGCGAGAUCGGGUGCAAAGGCAAGAAAAAUUUGAAGGAUUACCUAUUUGUGGUGGGAAGUGGCUCCAACGAUUACUCAUUCAACUACUUUCUCACUGGCCUUAACCACAAAACCACUCUCCAAGAUUUCACUACAAACCUUACUAUUUCACUAUCACACCACCUCAAGAAACUAUACAGGUUGGGAGGUAGAAAAUUUGUAUUAAUGUCAAUAAAUCCAAUAGGGUGCAGUCCCAUGGUAAGAACAAUGGUCCAACAUAGUACUCCAACACAAAAUCGAAAUCGAAAUCAAAAUCAAAAUCAAAAUCGGUGCAUACAAGGGCUCAACAUUGCAGCACAACUGUUUAACAAUCACUUGAAGUCUUUGGUAGAUACCAUGAAGCCACAAAUGCCAGGCUCUGCUCUUCUUUAUGUUAAUUCUUACAAAAUUAUCAGAGACAUCAUCAGAAACCCUUUUCAGAAAGGUUUCAAGGAGGCUAGUAAACCAUGUUGUAAAGUAGCAACAUUGAGUGAAGGAGGGAAUGGAGUGUUGUGCAAAAGAGAAGGAUCAGUGUGUGGAAACAGAAGCAAUCAUGUCUUUUUUGAUGGAUUGCAUCCAACUGAAGCUGUCAAUAUUCAAAUUGCUAACAAGGCUUUUGCUUCUACUCUCCCAACUGAAGUUUAUCCCAUCAAUAUUCAACAACUACUUCAACUUCAAACUACUUACUAAUUAGUUACUAGUUACUAUUAUUAAUUAAUAUCCAAUCAUAUAUAUAAUGUAGGAUCUAGUUACUAAUCUUAUCUAGUCUAGUACUAUAUAUGUUGUAAUAAUAAAUGCUUGGAUAACUAGAUUUUAGUCUUAAUUUUAUUAGUUUUUAGUCAUCAUUUAGAGUCUAGACUAGUUAGUAGUUGUUGAAUGAAUAAUCAUGGUGUUAUUUGUUCAAAAUUAUUAUAUAUUUAGAGAAAUUCCAAGAAAA